AUGACGCCGAUAGAUUAUUCCGUGCGACGGGAAACUUUAUCGCGCACUGAAAGGCAGGUCGGUGCGCCGAGAGCCUCGCGCUGCGGCGUCGUCUCCUCUCCGCAUAUGCACCCUCGAGCGCCGCGAUAUCAAAUCGGAAAAACCAUCUUUUUAUAUUUAUACCAAAGUCCGCAGGUCAAUUUUUACGCCACCACAACAUACGCGUGUCUAGUAACGACGGCGGAGCGUGUGAAUACUAUAGCAAUGUCUUCGGUUCUUAUCGUUGGUUGUGGCGUAAUGGGACUUUCGUCUGCCAUUGCUCUAGCAGAAAGAGGUCAUAAAGUGGUUGCAAUGGACUCAUUUCCGGUUCCUUCGCCUUGGUCUGCCGCGUGUGACUUCAACAAGAUCAUCCGGACCGAAUACACUGACAAAUUAUACACGGAAUUGAGCGUCGCUGCUCUUGAUGAAUGGAGACAUAGUCCAGUUUACAACCACACUUUCAAAGAAUGUGGACGAAUUUUAAUCACUCCCGAGAACCACGAGGGUAGAAGGGAGUUUGAGAGACUCAGUAUUGCCAAUCUCCAGGCGAUUGGUGGCGGAAAAUAUAUCGAAUAUUAUAAAGGUGGUGAACAAUUGGGUGGAAAAUUCAAAGUCUUAAGCCACAAUUCUGUCAAAGAUUCCACCGAGAUAAAAUGGAACCCUGAGUCGGGGCUUGCCCACGCCGCGAACGCUUUGAGACUGGCUCACGCCAGAGCCGAGCAAUUGGGUGUGACAUUUGUAUUUGGCGACGCAGGACGAGUGGUUGCUACCUACACCGAAAACGGAACCGUUUAUGUAAUUUCGGCUGACGGAUCGAAAAGAACAGCUGACCAGGUUCUCUUGAGUGCUGGUGCAGCCACGGGCUAUCUCGUGGACUUGGGACAACAACAAUCUGCUACAGGAUUAUUUAUUACCCACAUCAAGCUAACACCUCAAGAAUACGAAAAAUACAAGGACAUUCCUGUUGUGUUUGAUGGAGAAAUGUUGGAUACUUUUUCCCUCCAGAUCCAGCUACCUACGUCCUCAAGAUUGCAUUGCCGGGUUCUGGAACCUCAAACUACGUUAAUGAUCCAUUUGGAGUCUACGAUAAGAAAUCGCUUCCUCGCUACAAAAAUGAUAAUCCCAACGACACCGUUCCUUUGGAUGGAUAUGACCAGGCAAGACGGCUCCUACCCAAAUACGUUCCAGAUUUAG
This is a messenger RNA of Meyerozyma guilliermondii ATCC 6260, 1212 nucleotides long. RefSeq names its product NAD(P)/FAD-dependent oxidoreductase. NCBI's taxonomy places the organism in Eukaryota, Fungi, Ascomycota, Pichiomycetes, Serinales, Debaryomycetaceae. Gene Ontology annotation, molecular function: saccharopine oxidase activity; flavin adenine dinucleotide binding; sarcosine oxidase activity. Bases 1 to 1212 code for a protein of 403 amino acids. The record is from RefSeq and is a predicted model, not a curated record. The transcript has a single exon.